Messenger RNA from Capsella rubella, 1974 nucleotides. Its product is annotated as receptor homology region, transmembrane domain- and RING domain-containing protein 2. The transcript is spliced from 4 exons. Bases 365 to 1705 code for a protein of 446 amino acids. NCBI's taxonomy places the organism in Eukaryota, Viridiplantae, Streptophyta, Magnoliopsida, Brassicales, Brassicaceae. The record is from RefSeq and is a predicted model, not a curated record.
CGAAUCGGAGAAAUCCAGAUAAUAAUACUAUUACAUAGAGACAGUUUUAGUAAUAAAAAGUUUCCAAAUCUCAUCUCUUUUUCUCUCUCUAUCUCUCUGUCGGCUCAAGAACCCUAAACAUCUCCAGAAAACCAAAAGAUCCUCCUCCUCUUCAACCUACCCCAUUCUCGAUCUGAGUCUUCUCGGGUGUUUUUUUUAAAUUUGUUUCCUUGGUAUGGUUUAGACUUUUGUGAUUUAAAUGGAAGCUGACGUGUCAAUUUCCUAAACACCCUUAUCGCCAAAAUUUCCCAGAAACUAAACAGAACGAAACAAUCGAAACUUUGGUCUUUGUUCGUCGAUUUGUUGAAGGAGCACGGUAGGGACGAUGAAUCGUGCUUUGGUCCUACUUUUACACGUUUUCACUGUUUCUUCUUUAGCUUCUGCCAAAGUUAUUCUCAUGAGGAACAACAUCACUCUCUCUUUUGAUGACAUCGAAGCUAAUUUCGCUCCGUCAGUGAAGGGUACAGGUGAAAUCGGAGUGGUUUAUGUAGCUGAGCCUCUUGAUGCAUGUCAGAAUCUGAUGAAUAAACCAGAACAGAGCUCUAAUGGAACUUCCCCUUUUGUGUUGAUUGUAAGAGGAGGCUGUAGUUUUGAAGAUAAAGUGAGGAAAGCUCAGAGAGCUGGUUUUAAAGCUGCCAUUAUCUAUGACAGUGAAGACCGCGGAACCUUGAUAGCAAUGGCAGGUAACUCAGGCGGUAUAAAGAUUCAUGCGGUUUUCGUUACAAAAGAAACGGGAGAAGCGUUGAAGGAGUCUGCGGGGUUUCCCGAUACGAAAGUUUGGUUGAUUCCAAGUUUUGAGAACUCGGCCUGGUCAAUCAUGGCGGUUUCAUUCAUUUCAUUGCUGGCAAUGUCGGCUGUUCUCGCUACUUGUUUCUUUGUCCGUAGGCAUCGGAUUAGAAGGCGGACAGCAUCUCGGUCCUCUCGAGUCCGUGAGUUCCACGGGAUGAGCCGCCGCUUGGUGAAAGCAAUGCCGACUCUUAUAUUCAGUUCGUUUCAUGAAGACAACACUACUGCAUUCACUUGUGCUAUAUGCCUGGAAGACUACAAUGUCGGAGACAAGCUCAGGCUCCUGCCUUGCUGCCACAAGUUUCAUGCUGAGUGUGUUGACUCGUGGCUAACCUCUUGGAGAACUUUCUGCCCGGUGUGCAAACGAGAUGCAAGAACGAGCACGGGCGAGCCUCCGGCUUCAGAGAGCACGCCAUUGCUCUCAUCCGCUGCAUCGUCUUUCAACUCCUCCUCUCUGCAUUCAUCAGUCAGAUCAUCCGCACUACUGAUUGGUCCAUCCAUAGGCUCAUUACCCUCUUUCUCUCCCGCAUACGCAAGCUCAUCAUAUAUCAGACAAUCGUUCCAGUCUUCCUCUAACCGCCGGUCUCCUCCAAUAAGCGUAAGUCGCAGCUCUGUUGAUCUCAGGCAACAAGGAGCUUCUCCAUCUCCAUCACCUUCACAGAGAUCAUACAUUUCUCAUAUGGCUUCUCCACAAUCACUGGGUUACCCGACAAUUUCCCCAUUCAACACGAGAUACAUGUCAUCGUACAGGCCUAGCCCGAGUAAUGCGUCACCUGCAUUGGCCGGUUCAUCGAAUUAUCAAUUCCAUCCGCUACGUUACAGUGAAUCAGCCGGAACUUUCUCUCCAUACACCUCUGCAAACUCGCUUCCUGACUGCUAAAUAACCAAACGGUCUUGGUUCAGGUCAUAUAAGAUUAUUUUCUUUUGCAUUUGAGUUUUUACUACGAAACGUACGAGUGCUGUUUGUGUGUGUAACGGUGCAUUAUAUAGUCUUUUGGUUGAGAUGAACAUCUUUCGGGUUUAGGUUAGAGAUUUUAAUACUUCCACAAUACACAAACUCGGUUCCUUUGUAGAAAUAUGAGCUUAUGUAUAUAUACGUUUCUCUUCUUGUUGCUGUUCCACAGUAUACAAACUCGGUUUUGUAUGUCA